Hypomesus transpacificus is the source of this 1034-nucleotide messenger RNA. Its product is annotated as protein lin-54 homolog. Gene Ontology annotation, cellular component: nucleus. The transcript has 7 exons. The record is from RefSeq and is a predicted model, not a curated record. Bases 1 to 885 code for a protein of 294 amino acids. Gene Ontology annotation, biological process: regulation of DNA-templated transcription. NCBI's taxonomy places the organism in Eukaryota, Metazoa, Chordata, Actinopteri, Osmeriformes, Osmeridae.
AUGUAUCAGUUAUCAUGUGACCAGGGGCGGUUCUGGGUUUUCAACCUCUUUCCGUCUGUCUUGGUUCCCCCCCAGCUCCCUCAGUCGGCGUUUGUGACCCUGGCCAGCAGUGCCACCUUCCCCGCGCCCACAUCCAUCCAGAGCCAAGCCAGGCUUCCUGUUAACGGCUUGUCGACGUCAGACGCGGCCUCGAGGCCUCGCAAACCGUGCAACUGCACCAAGUCGCAGUGUCUCAAACUAUAUUGUGACUGUUUCGCCAACGGAGAGUUCUGCAAUAACUGCAACUGUACGAACUGCUUCAACAACCUGGAGCACGAGACGGAGAGAUUAAAAGCCAUUAAGACGUGUCUGGACCGUAACCCGGAGGCCUUCAAGCCCAAGAUCGGGAAGGGGAAGCAGGGGGAGUCGGAUCGGCGGCACAGCAAAGGCUGCAACUGCAAGCGAUCGGGCUGCCUGAAGAACUACUGCGAGUGUUACGAGGCUAAGAUCAUGUGCUCGUCCAUCUGUAAGUGCGUUGGCUGUAAGAACUUUGAGGAGAGCCCCGAGAGGAAAACCCUGAUGCACCUGGCAGACGCGGCAGAGGUCAGAGUUCAGCAGCAGACCGCUGCUAAGACCAAGCUGUCCUCCCAGAUCUCCGACCUGCUCACACGGACCGCCCCCACCAUGGCCAGCGGAGGAGGGAGGUUGCCCUACACGUUCGUGACGAAGGAGGUGGCGGAGGCGACGUGCGAGUGCCUGCUGGAGCAGGCGGAGCAGGCUGAGCAGGAGCACCAUCCCCAGGCCCAGGCCGAGAGGAUGAUCCUGGAGGAGUUUGGACGCUGUCUCAUGAGGGUCAUUAACUCGGCCGGCAAGGCCAAAACAGACUGCCCCUCCAUCCACUGCUAGGCCGGGUGCUACCUGGCGUGCUCUCUCUCUCUCUGUCUCUUUCUCUCUUUCGCCCACUCUCCCUCAGCGAGCCUGGACUGGGGCCGGCAGGGGAGGGAGGGGGGGUAGGAGGGGCGUUCCUGCUCUCUCUCCCCCACUCCUCAGGACCC